Molecule: messenger RNA, 930 nt
Organism: Bufo bufo (common toad)
Lineage: Eukaryota; Metazoa; Chordata; Amphibia; Anura; Bufonidae
Product: olfactory receptor 51E1-like
Exons: 1
Coding region: 1-930 (309 amino acids)
Biological process (GO): G protein-coupled receptor signaling pathway
Cellular component (GO): membrane
Molecular function (GO): olfactory receptor activity; G protein-coupled receptor activity
Source: RefSeq, a predicted model, not a curated record
AUGCUAAAUUCAUCUCACUCCAAUCCCUCUCAGAUGAGCCUGGCGUUUGGUGACCUCUCAGAUAUAAGUCACCUAUACAGUGUGAUAACAUUUCUGGGCUUCCUGCUCAUUAUUUUGUGUAAUUGUACAGUGAUCUCUACCAUCCUGCUCCAUGAGAGCCUACAGAAGCCCAUGUAUAUCUUCAUAAGUGGCCUGUGUGCCAAUGAUCUGUAUGGCAGCAGUGCCUUCUACCCCAGUCUGUUCGUAAACCUGAGCUUGAAGAGUCCGAAUAUCUCCUACAUGGCCUGUAUAAUCCAAGAGUUUUGUAUCAACAACUAUGCAGCCUUUGAGUUCACCAUAUUAGCCAUCAUGGCCUUCGACCGCUAUGUGUGCAUCUGCAACCCCCUGAGAUACUCCAGUAUCAUAACCCUAGGCACAGCCUAUAAACUAAUGGUCACUGCCUGGCUACACUGCUUUGUACUGAUUAUAGUCCAUGUCGUUCUAACUGUCCGACUGCCUCUUUGUGACAAUAUGAUCCUCAAAAUAUACUGUGACAACUGGACGGUGGUGAGACUCUCCUGCGAGGACACCACGGUAAACAAUGCAUUUGGGAUGUUCCUCACGGUCAGUGUUGUCAUAGGGAUGCCUCUGCUUACUUUUUUAUCCUACAUUGAAAUCCUAAAGGUCUGUGCCAAAUCCAGGGAUGCCCAGGUCAAGGCCAUGCAGACCUGUGUCCCUCAGAUUAUCUCCCUUCUGAUCUUCUUCGCCAGCUGCAUCUUUGAGGUGAUGCUCUAUCGCUUCAUUCCCACCAUCGUGCCCUAUGGUUUAAGGGUCGUCAUGUCCAUCAAUAUCUUUGUGGUGCCACCGAUUGUCAAUCCUAUACUGUAUGGGUUGAAAAUGAAGGAUAUAAAAGUGAAAAUCAGGCAGAUUUUUUACAAAUUUCUUUGGUGA